Molecule: messenger RNA, 1305 nt
Organism: Klebsormidium nitens
Lineage: Eukaryota; Viridiplantae; Streptophyta; Klebsormidiophyceae; Klebsormidiales; Klebsormidiaceae
Source: the annotation of a GenBank genome assembly
CCACCGAGUUCGCAGCGCCGCUCCAGCGACUCCAAAGGUGUGAACAUAACCGAAAUAUGAGUCCGCCCUGGCCGCCUGCAUCUUGCAUGGGACAUUCCUUCACCUUCGCUUCAGAGCACUUUAGUUGAACUAGGGCGCCAGCAUCGGCACAGAUCAUUGUUUGAGGUGGAGAUUCUGGGUGCCUGGGUUCCUUACGGUUUCAGCUUGUAUUUGACUUCUUUCGCUUCUUGCUUCGCUUGCACGGGGACGCCGCGAGGUUGAACACCAUGGCGGCAACGAGCUAUGAGAAGAUGGGAACGUCUGUCAAGGAGGACUCGACGUUUGUGGAUUUGGAGAAUGGAGACAUGCUGUAUCCUGGCAUUGAGGACAAUGAGAUGCGAUGGGGCUUCAUCAGAAAGGUGUACGGCAUCCUGUCGGCCCAGCUCUUGUUCACAUCUGUGGUGGUCGCAGUCAUCAUCUUGAAUGCGCCCGUGCGGGGCUUUGUUAUGACGUCCCAACCCUUCAUCUGGGUUUCCCUUCUGCUGCCCUUCAUCACCAUGAUUCCUUUGUACAUCUACCGCCACCGACAUCCCCAUAACUUGGGCAUCUUGGCACUCUGGACGUUCUCACUGAGCCUGAUGGUCGGCACUACCUGCACCUUUUACUCGGGGGCGCUUGUGCUGGAGGCCCUCCUCCUGACAGGAGCAGUGGUUGUGGGCCUGACAGCCUACACCUUCUACGCCGUGAAGAAGGGUGCAGAUUUCAGCUACCUCGGCCCCAUGCUCUUCUCCAGCCUCAUGGUCCUCAUCAUGUGGGGCUUCAUCCAGUUCUUCUUCGCCCCAGGCCCAAUCGGCUACUUCAUCUACUCUCUGGUGGGCGCCCUCCUGUUCAGUCUAUACAUAGUGUACGAUACGGAUAACCUGAUCAAGCGCUACAGCUACGACGAGUACGUGUGGGCCAGCGUGGGGCUGUACCUGGACAUCAUCAACCUGUUCCUGCGCCUCCUGCAAAUACUCAGGUCGCUACAAGGUGGCAAUAAUUAGAUAAGCCUGAGGCGACGGGCUGGAAAGAGCUCGCUUCACACAGAUUGUACCUGGACAGAAACGUGUAUAUUACGUCUUCAAUACCAUGUCAUCCAAUAUUGAGCCUGGUCCGCUAUGCAGACGCUUUGCUGUCCCUUUUGGACAUAUGACUGACAAAACGUCGUCACCUGUGAUAUACCUUGUACCUUUUCUAGCCGAGUAGAUCGAUCAAGGAACGCCGCGCUAGCUUGUGUGUAGUUGCGUCAUGGUCCUCUCCGCGGAUCCAGACCUCACCGUCAGUGAG